UCUUCCCUAUAUAAGAGUGAGCGGUGAACGGUGGCACUGCCUAACUCCGGUGGUACAAGAUGGCUGCCAAUCUUCACGUGCUCACUGCCCUCAUCCUCCUGGCGCUCUUCACCUCCAGUAGCGGUUGGUUUUUUAGAAGAAUCAAACUUCAUGAUGUAAAGAAUUGUUUCUGCAAGGCUGUGAACAACCACAACUACGGACAAGUCUUCAAAGACUUUGGCUCCAUCCAGCAUUGUCGGCGUCUUGUCCACUGUCCAUGCAGUGCCCCGGAACUCAUCACAUGCGGCACGGAAUGUGACCGGAAGGUCAAGGAGUGGGCGUGUGAUCACGGAUGUGGCGGACUUCCGGCCGGUACAAAGGUCAGGGCAUCCUACGGAGCCAGUGUAUGUAACUCCGGUCGUGCGGCAGACGUCUACGUGUGUGGCCAACAAAACAACUGUCAGCGUGGCUAGGUGACUCAUGUUGUAAUGCCUGUUACCAGAUGUAGCAACUGGAGGCCUGAAUAAUAAAAGCAUUAAAACUGCC
This is a messenger RNA of Haliotis rubra (blacklip abalone), 525 nucleotides long. RefSeq lists its product as uncharacterized. The transcript has 2 exons. The coding region runs from base 60 to 452 and encodes 130 amino acids. Lineage: Eukaryota; Metazoa; Mollusca; Gastropoda; Lepetellida; Haliotidae. The record is from RefSeq and is a predicted model, not a curated record.